Molecule: messenger RNA, 4363 nt
Organism: Marmota monax (woodchuck)
Lineage: Eukaryota; Metazoa; Chordata; Mammalia; Rodentia; Sciuridae
Gene: Agbl3
Product: AGBL carboxypeptidase 3
Exons: 16
Coding region: 1321-4209 (962 amino acids)
Biological process (GO): proteolysis
Molecular function (GO): metallocarboxypeptidase activity; zinc ion binding
Source: RefSeq, a predicted model, not a curated record
GCGGGCCGUUGCCUAGGUAACGAGUGGCCUGGGAGUGCUUGAGGCUGCUAAAAGACAGUGGAGCUCCUGCUAGCUCUAGACCCGGGUGCUUUAAGGAGUUCUCGAAAUAGUCUCCCAGCACGAGUAGGACGAAAGAUCUGGGAGUGAGGGGCCGCCCGAGGCGGGACGAAGUGCAGAGAAGGAAGGAAGGUUGGAGGCGGACGCCCCUGCGGAAGCACGGACGGAAAAUGAGUUCCCCCGCGCUGUGCAGCGUCCUGCGGGAGUGAGCUGGGGAGACUGCCACCCUGUAGACUGCCACCCUGUAUUGUGGCGGACUUGGGCCCGCAGGCUCCUGCUGCACACGUGGGAGCGCCCCUUACACCUCUGCUGGGGCUUUGCUGACGCCAAGGUUUUACCCCACUGCGGGUCAGCACGUGGUGAGCCUCCUUUGCACGUGUAAGGAAACGGACUCAGAGGUGGCCUGUCCGGUUUUGUAAAUUGGCAGUCUCGACACUAGAGGAGUCGCCGAUGCGCAAUUUUCUCAAUUGCAUUUGUAGUUCUUUGCGAUGGACCUUGGACCUUAUUCUGGGCAGCCCACGUUCCAGAGCACGCUGUUUGUAGAGAGGAGCAAAAGCCAAUAGAUUUGAAAUUGGUAAAUUCCUCUCCCAAUCUAUAGAAUCUUGGCAAGGAAUUUCGAUUAUUUCAUUGUCUUAAUGAUAACUACGUGGGAGAAUACUUGGACAGGCACAUAAUGGUCGUCAUCAAUACAACCUUCUGGUAGCUAUUGAGGUUUCAGUAAUAAUAUAAUUGAAUAUUAGAACAGUGACGGUAUCUACAGAAUAGUAUUAAAUUAUAAAAAGAAAAGUAUUGUCAUUUGAACUUGAAUUUUCACUUGAACUGAAAAUUAAGGAGGAAAAAACCUUUUAAAACUGUAUUGCUCCAUAUCACUGCCUGAAGAAGCAACUGUAAUUUUUAUGUAUUUUAAUGCCUCCACGGUCAUUCUGAACCUAUUUUCACUAUGUAACAUUUAAUUGUAAAUAUAGAAUGUUAAUGAAUUUCCUGUGUACUCUGGAUUUUUUAAAUUAAAUUAUUAACCUGAUUUGUCUUUUAUUGUGAUUUUUGUGUUUCUCAUAGUAAUAGAAAGUUUCUUCAAAUCUUUGAAGUUAAAGGCUUAAUUAGCAUCUUGUCACUGUUAACUAAAUACAAUUGAAUGCAUUUUUAGUACUUAUUUAAUGUAAAAAAAAAAAACCUUCAGCUUAAAAAAAAUCUGUCAAAUAAGUUUCUUAGAAAUUGUUUUAUAGCCUAUCCACGUAAUAAAUUUCAAGCCUAACACUGGAAGAGAUGUCAGAAGAUUCAGAAAAGGAGGACUAUUCAGACAGAACAGUCAGUGAUGAAGAUGAAUUAGAUGAAGAAACAUUUAUGAAAUUUGUAAGUGAAGAUAUUCAUCAGUGUACACUAUUAACAGCCAAUUCUUUUGGUGACCCAUUCUUCCCUCGGACCACACAAAUACUCUUGGAAUAUCAGCUGGGGAGAUGGGUGCCACGCCUUCGUGAACCAAGGGAUUUAUAUGGUGUCUCUUCUUCUGGCCCCCUGAGCCCAACACGGUGGCCUUACCACUGUGAGGUCAUUGAUGAAAAAGUCCAGCAUAUUGAUUGGACUCCUUUUUAUCCUGAGCCAGUAUAUAUCCCAACAGGUCUAGAAAUGGAACCCCUUUAUUCAAGCUCCAAGGAAGACACUGUGGUUUAUCUGGCUGAAGAUGAUUACAAAGAGCCCUGUUUUGUGUAUUCCCGAGUUGGGGGCAAUCGAACACCCUUGAAGCCACCUGUUGACACCUGUGACAAUACUUUGAUGUUCGAAGCAAGGUUUGAGAGUGGUAAUCUACAGAAGGUAGUCAAAGUGGCAGAAUACGAGUACCAGUUGACUGUGCGCCCUGACCUCUUCACAAACAAGCACACCCAGUGGUAUUAUUUCCAAGUCUCUAACACCCAAGCAGAAACUGUCUACAGAUUCACCAUUGUCAACUUCACCAAGCCUGCUAGCCUUUACAAUCGGGGCAUGCGCCCACUCUUCUAUUCUGAAAAAGAGGCCAAGGCUCACAGCGUUGGCUGGCAGAGAAUAGGAGACCAGAUCAGGUACUACAAGAAUAACCUGGGCCAGGAAGGCCGCCACUUCUUCUCCCUCACGUGGACAUUCCAGUUUCCCCACAACAAGGACACCUGCUACUUUGCGCACUGCUACCCAUACACUUACACCAACCUGCAAGAAUACCUUUCUGGCAUCAAUAAUGACCCAGUACGGUCCAAGUUCUGCAAAACCCGCGUCCUGUGCCACACGCUCGCCAGAAACAUGGUGUAUGUGUUGACCAUCACCACGCCCCUGAAGAACUCGGACUCCAGGAAGAGGAAGGCCGUGAUUCUGACCGCAAGGGUCCAUCCGGGUGAGACCAACAGUUCCUGGAUCAUGAAAGGCUUCCUAGAUUACAUUUUAGGAGACUCAAGUGACGCCCAGUUGCUUCGGGACACUUUCAUCUUCAAGGUGGUACCCAUGCUGAAUCCAGAUGGUGUCAUUGUGGGGAACUACCGGUGCUCCUUAGCUGGGCGCGACCUCAACCGCAAUUACACCUCCCUCCUGAAGGACUCUUUUCCUUCUGUUUGGUACACACGGAACAUGAUCCACAGGUUGAUGGAGAAGCGAGAGGUUAUUUUAUAUUGUGAUCUCCAUGGACAUAGUAGGAAAGAGAACAUCUUCAUGUAUGGCUGUGAUGGUAGUGACAGAACUAAAGCAUUAUACUUACAGCAACGAAUCUUCCCAUUUAUGCUGAGUAAAAAUUGUCCAGAUAAAUUUUCAUUCCCAGCUUGCAAGUUCAAUAUUCAGAAGAGCAAGGAAGGAACAGGAAGGGUGGUAAUGUGGAAAAUGGGAAUCCGGAACAGCUUUACCAUGGAGGCCACCUUUUGUGGAUCUACUUUGGGUAAUAAACGAGGCACUCAUUUCAGCACAAAAGACUUGGAGUCAAUGGGCUACCAUUUUUGUGAUUCUCUCUUGGACUAUUGUGAUCCCGAUCGGAGCAAGUAUUAUCAGUGCCUGAAAGAAUUAGAAGAAAUGGAAAAACGCAUGAGUUUGGAAAAAGUCUGUGAUGAUUCAGAUACUUCUCUAAUAGAAAUUACAUUGGAUCUAGAGUCUAGUAGCCGAGGCUCUGACAGUUCGGAAUCCAAUGACUCUCAGACAUAUCUUCUGAAGGUAACCUCUCAGAAAAAAUGUCUGAAAACAAAGAAGGAAAGGAAUUCUACCAUGGCAAGCUACCAGAGUGCCAGAGAAGAGGUUUAUGGUAGAGAACAUGUACUGCAAAAACACAAAGAAUCAAAUUCUGAUGUGAAAGUUUCUUUCAGCUCCCAAAAUAUGAUUCAGAGUUUUAGCAGAGACAAUCGAAGAUAUUUUCUAGAAACCUGUGAGAGGCCAAUCCAGGAAAUAAUUCAGCCCCUGGGAAAUCGUUUAUAUGAAAACUGUUUCAGAGUGACGUCCUUGAAGUUUCCUAGGAGCCAACAAACAUCAAGUUGGAUUGAAAAGACAAGGAUACGAACAGAUCUGCAUCACAACUUAAAAAGCAAAGGUAAAGAAUGUACGCCUGUCCAAAGUAAGAAGAGUGGCAUAAACUGGACAGAUGAUGAAAAAAGAAUCUACAGGGAUAAAAGAAUAGCUCAAACUCAAGAAAUAUUGCAUUAUUUGCUCCCUAUCAUGGAAACCCAAAAACCCAUGGAAAACAGUCAGAUAAAACAGUUAUUCAAUUCAAGAAGCAACUUCCAAAUCCAACAUCAACCAAAGCCAGCUACUUGCAUAAAUAUAAAGAAAUACAACUCAUCUUGGACACCACCCAGAAACCCUCCUUUUGUAACUCAAAGGAAUCUUAGGACAGAUGCCUCAGAAUGGUUCCAGUCUGUGCCCCAAAGGUCACUUGAAAGUUUGACACCUCUCAAAGGCACCAAGAAGAGGAAAAAACAUGUUCUCUGGGCCACAAAGACUGAAGACAUGAACCUUCUAAGCAGCAAAUUGGAGACUGCUCCCUCAAGCUUUGAAGUGGUUGCAAACAUAAAAGAUAAGAGUCUUCAAGAUGAAGAGUCCAAACUGCAGAGCUCUAAGCAGAUAGUUCCUCAUCUCCCCAAAACCAAGAAGGAGCAACCACAUCAGAAUGACAGACAACUCACCUUCCACCUGAGGUUCCAAAGGGACAAUUAAUCUCGCUGUUUUCUUGCUCUGAAAACUGGAUGAAAGAUGACAUUGCUGACAUAGUAAAAAGAAAACAAGACAAGCCUUCCUUCACUAUACCUCCCUCUUUACAGGCAUAUGCAGAUGCUAAACUACAAAUUCAAGAUAUCCCAUAUUAUUUAAU